GCGACCUCUCGUAAUUAAUACUAUAAAUAACCAUUUACAAAAUAAUAAACAAAUUGUUGCACACCCUAGUUUUAAACCUCCUCCCCGAGGCUCUAGUCUUGCAUCUUUUCAACAAUCAAAUCAAAUAAGUAACUUUAAUGGUAAUGAUGCAUCGAAAAAUGGAUCUAAUAUAAGACAAAGUAGACUAAGUUCUCUUGGAGAUAUAAACGAACAUGAAGAAGGUACAAAUCUGAAAAUUCCUGAUUUUCCUGUGCCACCCGAAAAAUCAAUUGUACCUAAACCUUCCCUUGAAAAAUCAAUUGUACCUAAACCUUCCCUUGGAGAACCAAUAAUACCUAAACAUGAAUCUCAAGAUCCUUCAGAAUUAAUCAAAAAACCAGGAAAAUCACAUAAACAUUAUAAUGCUGCACAAAAAGCUCUUGAAUUAUUUAAGUUCUUGGCUAAUGACUGGGAUAGUUGGAAUUUUUAUGCAGAAUCUAAAGGCGUUAAGAUUUAUCAAAA
Molecule: messenger RNA, 501 nt
Organism: Dentiscutata erythropus
Lineage: Eukaryota; Fungi; Glomeromycota; Glomeromycetes; Diversisporales; Gigasporaceae
Source: the annotation of a GenBank genome assembly